GGUGUCGUCACUUCCGGCGCGCAGCGGCCUGGCGGGAUGGCGGCGCGGCGGCGGGAGCGGAACCGGGAGCGGGACCCCGAGCCGGAGCCCGACGGGGCCGGGAUGGCGGCGCUCCCCGAGAAGAUGGUGAACGGCUGGGUGCUGCAGUUCUACUUCCACCGGGCCAUAGAGGCCUAUCGCUCCGGGCGCAACCGCGAUUUCCGCCAGUUCCGCGACAUCAUGCAGGCGCUGCUCGUGCGGCCCCUGGACCGGGAGCCGGACGUGACCCAGAUGCUCCGCAUCAUGCAGCUGCUGUCGCGGGUGGAGGAGGGCGAGAACCUCGAUUGCACCUUCGACAAGGAGUUGGAGCUGACCCCGCUGGAGUCGGCCAUGCUGGUCCUGGACUUCAUCCGUGAGGAGUUCUCUGUGGCAGACAGGACCAUGGAGACCGUGCAGAAAAUGGUGAAGGAAGCUGCUGUUGUGGUCUGUAUCAGGAACAAGGAGUUUGAAAAAGCUUCUGACAUAGUCAAGAAGCACUUUGGCAAGGAGCCCAGAAACCAAAAGAAGAGGAACGAGUGGCUGGCUGUCAUCCGGGAGAAGAAUCCCUCUCACCCAAAGGUCAAAAACUUCUCCUACGAGGACUUCCAGCAGAGCAUCUUUGGCUUCCUCAAGGGCUACAUGGACGACUCGGAGCCCGCGCUGCUGACGUUAUUGAAAAAGACUUUGGACUCGGAGCACACCGGCAAAGGGAAAUCCUCGCUGGGGACUUCUGAGCUUGCAGAUGGGCUGAACGACCAGGCAGCAGCUCCAGAGGCCUCGGGAAGGGCAGAGGGCCCAGCCGGAGCUCCAGAGGUCCCAGGAAGGGCAGAGGGCCCAGCCGGAGCUCCAGAGGUCCCAGGAAGGGCAGAGGGCCCAGCCGGAGCUCCAGAGCUUGCAGGAGCAACAGAAGACCUGGAGGGAGCUGCCAGCCCUGCAAAAAGACCAGCUAGUCCCACAGCAGCUCCAGAGAUUACGGAAGAAGCCAGUGGCCCUGCAGCAGCUGUGGAAUUUAUGGAAGUAGUGACUGACCCAGCAGCAACGCCUGAACAUCUAACAGCAGCAUGUGAUGUCCUGGAGGGCACACCAGAGCCUAUGGACGUGGCCAAAGAACCAGCAGCAGCCCCAGAGCUCCCCAGGGUGCCCACCAGGGAAUCACAAAGGCAGCCCCCCGGAGCUGUAACCUCGUGUGGGAUUUCUGUCCUGAGAGAAGCUUUCAAGAUCCUGUCGGACUCCGGGGACCCGGACACCCUUUUCACCAAACUGGACGAAACAGACUUGCCUUGCCCCAAGCAACUGUCUCCUUCUGUAUCCCACAGAACCAAGAGAUGCAGAGAAGUGGAGAAUCAAGCUUCUGAGACCUCACAACCUCCUGAAAUGCCCCAUAACAUCAAAAACUUGUUCAGCAUAAGCAAUCUGAUCAUGGAGUUGGACAGCUCAUCCAGCAAGUCCAGCGAGUGCCCCGACUCUUCCCAGGAGCACGUGGUCUCUUCUGCUUCCAAACCUGCUCCGAAAUUGCCUGAGGAGCCCUUGGCUGCCCAGAGUGAGAAGUCCUUCCAAGGACGGUGGAACAGCUCCUGUGGCACAGAGGAGAAGGACAGCUGGAGUGAUGAGGACGAGCUCUUUGCAAAUGCAGUUUCAUUUGAGAAAAACAACCUCUCCAACAUCUCCAACUCCAAGAAACAGAAAUGGACCAUACAGGAGAGCGAGUGGAUCAAGGAGGGGGUGAAGAAGUACGGAGAAGGGAAGUGGAAAUCCAUUUGCCUGAAGUACCCCUUCAGGAACCGCACGGCCGUGAUGAUCAAGGACCGCUGGCGGACCAUGAAGAAACUGGGAAUGCUCUGAACUUGGGAGCCACGGGACUUUCUGCGUGGUUUUUGGACCUGUUUGUUUUUUCGAAGCUGGACCAGAGUGCUGUCUGUGGCAGUGGGGAAGCCCCUCUGACACCAAAAGCGUGGCUGACAGGAGCCCAGGAGCCUUGAGCUCCAGCAGUACCUGCAGAGAGCAGCGUGCUGCACCUGGCAGGGCUGUGCAGCCUCUCAGCGGGAAUUUAGACUGAGAUUUCCUCAUCCAUCCGACCACUGCAGCCUCUGGAACGAACCCCAGCUGUCUGCUCUGCUCAGGGGUGGUCAGCAGGAUGAUCUCAGAGGUGACUGCUCUUUUGUGCUUUAGUUGUCUGUUCUCUGAAUCACUUGGAUCAUCUGUUUGCCAUCCCUCCCUUGUGGAGCAGGCAGCACUGAGUCCCAGCACUUCUGUGGGGAAGAGAUCCAGGCAAGAGGAUCUACUUGCUUUUUUUUUUCCCCAUUCAUUUCUGUUUUGUAAAUGGCUAAUCUGUGAGGAGAGAUUGCUCCCUUCCAGCUCUGAGGCUUUAAAAAGCUAAAAUUACUUUGUGUUUCAGUCCUUGGAACUAUUUGUUUCUGUGCUAAAACUUAGUUCUGUCUUUGGUCAUGUUUUCUUUGGACUUUUCCUGGUACUAACCUUGCUGUGUGUGAGCUCCAAGGCUGCCACAUGUUCCUGCCUUCAAACGCCAAAGCUGGAACGGUCACUUGUAAAAUAAAGUUCCUUUCUUGUUUAAUAUGAA
This is a messenger RNA of Taeniopygia guttata (zebra finch), 2596 nucleotides long. RefSeq names its product telomeric repeat binding factor 2 (gene TERF2). Lineage: Eukaryota; Metazoa; Chordata; Aves; Passeriformes; Estrildidae. Gene Ontology annotation, biological process: regulation of telomere maintenance via telomerase; negative regulation of telomeric D-loop disassembly; protein localization to chromosome, telomeric region. The record is from RefSeq and is a predicted model, not a curated record. Gene Ontology annotation, cellular component: chromosome, telomeric region; nucleus; shelterin complex. Gene Ontology annotation, molecular function: telomerase activity; G-rich strand telomeric DNA binding; double-stranded telomeric DNA binding.